UGAUAUCUCAAAGAAAUACUCUUAAUUCGAAGAGUCUAAAUAACCAAGUGUAUCUUUGGAAACUAAAAAUGGAUGGAAAAGUUUCCAAGUCGAAUAAGUUAACUGCUUCAACGAUAGUUGCCAUUGUUUCGUUAGUCGCUCUCUUGCUGUGCUGUGGUGAGUUUGUACGUAUCGAGAUGAUUCUGAAGCAACAAAACACGAAAAUACAACAGUUGGAGAACAAGAUGACCUUUCAAGCAGUCAAUGUCGACAACAGCCUCGACAACAUGGGUGCAAACAAAGGAAAAGGCCUCGAACAACUUGCUUUGGACGUCAAAGAAUGUUGUGGAAGGACCAAGAAACGAAUGCAAAGAAGUUUCGACGGGAAUGAACCACUAUUACAGGAAGAAAUUAACGACACGAAGAGUGAGAGCCGUCUUUUUGAAAAACUGAYCAAACUAAUGGAGCAGCAAGUGAGCAAAGCUAUCUCUGCUAAGAACUUUAUCGCUAUACGAGGUAGAAGAGGCAAAAGAGGACCCAGAGGACCACAAGGACCCAUGGGUAAACCAGGUAGAACAGGCAAGCAAGGAAUACCGGGACUGAAAGGUGAUCCAGGACAAAAUGGAGUUGCCGGUCCUCGAGGCAUGCCGGGACCGAAAGGGGAUCGCGGUCCUUCGUUAGAACCUCCAUCAGUUGUGAUCUCUUCGCCUAAAUUGAUCGUCAAUGAAAGCAAACCAGCCAUUUUCCACUGUUCUGCAAGUGGAUAUCCUCGACCUGACAUCGUUUGGAGUAAAAGGGAUGGUUCAUUGGCCUCCAACAGAUCCAUGAUUGAUGAUACUGGUAAACUGUUGAUAAAAGACGUCACAUUUAAUGACUCAGGGAUAUAUCAGUGUCAGGCUUCUAGUAUCCUUGGGAAAACACAGACAACCUCAAGACUCGAGGUAAAUUUCCGUCCAAGAUUAAUAUUAAAGAACGGACCAAUCUACGCUAGGUUAGGAGACAAUGUUACUCUUCCCGUGUGUCGCGUGACUGGGCAUCCACAACCGGAAGUUGUUUGGCGAAAGUCACUUGGCCAAUUACCUGAUAAACGUUCUCAUAUCGAAGAGAAUAAAUUAACUUUGGUCAGCUUACGAAAAGAAGACUCCGGGACGUAUUUUUGUAAGGCUGAAAAUCAACUUGGAUUCGAAGCAGCAGGAUGUAUGCUAGUCGUGGUACAGUUGCCUGUUUUCAUCGCUCGACCUCCGCUUGUCGUAAACGUCACACUCGGCUCGACCAUUAUGCUCAAUUGUUCAGCUCAAGGUGACCCUCCACCGUUAAUCAGCUGGAGAAAAGAAAAACAAGGUCUUCCAGUAGGACGGUAUGAAAUACGUCAUGGUUCAUUAAUGAUAAAAAAUGUGCUCAGCUCGGACUCAGGUGUGUACGUGUGCACCGCUACGAGUGCUGGCGUUGCUGAUACAGAGACUAAAACACGAAUAACAGUCUACUACGAUUGUGCCGAUAUCUACAAAUCAGGUGAAAGACGUAGCGGUGUGUACACAGUAAAACCAGACAGUCAAGGACCCUUUCAAGUGUACUGCGACAUGACAACUGACGGAGGGGGGUGGACAGUGUUCCAAAGAAGAAAAGAUGGAUCUGUUGAUUUUUAUCUUGGAUGGCAGCAGUACAAAACAGGCUUUGGAAACCUGAAUGGCGAGUUCUGGUUGGGUAAUGACUACAUCCAUCGAGUGACAACAAGAACACCCUCGACUCUACGUGUGGACCUGGAGGACUGGAGUGCAGUAAAGUAUUUUGCCAAGUAUGGUAGUUUUAGUGUUGGUUCUGCAUCAGACAAGUACAGACUUAAGGUUGGCUCUUAUUCGGGUACUGCUGGAGACUCACUGUCGUACCAUAAUAACAUGUUCUUUACUACCAAAGACCAACAUAAUGACGAGUAUGUUGUAAACUGUGCGUCUUUAUAUAGUGGUGCUUGGUGGUAUAAGUCUUGUUUUUAUUCCAAACUCAAUGGGAAGUAUUUGGGAAACACCAUUAAUGGGAAAGGGAUUGUCUGGAGUCAUGCAAAAGAUAACUAUUAUUCAUUCAAGCGUUCAGAAAUGAAAGUACGACCCAAAACAUUUUAAUGUUAUUGUUUGUUUCGCUUCUACUAAGACUUCUCUCGUGUUCCGUCAAUCCUCAACGACUGCAUGCAGCAAGUACGCACUGGUGUCAUUACUUCAGUACAGCACAGUCCUCGACCAAUCAUAGUGCUUGUUGCAAGGUGACUAAAUAAUAACCCCAAAUGUGUAAAAGCUUAGUUUAGAAUGAAACAGAUUUAGAGGGUGUACUGACAGCGCUUGAAUAUGGAUUACUUUGUGUAGCUUCCUUUCGAUAGAUGAGAACUGGAACAAAUCUACUUCAUGAUAUCGAUGGACAUGACAAUCUUAGAUACAUAAUUAGAUUCAUGAAAUCAUGAUCAUCUGAAAAUAUAUAAAUAUACUGAUGUAUUUGACGCUUCUGCGCAUGACAGCAUCCAUAUAUUUAGUUUUUCAAAGCCACCAGACGACAGCCAUCAGCUUCCCUCAAUCAAACAUUCAUGCACUAAAUCAAACCGUUUAUGUAAACUGCGCACCGUCGGCUUCCAUUGAUAGCAGUUGAAUUUCAACUGAAGGAACUACCGACGUUGAAUAUAGGUACUUUACCUUUUUAUGUGUGUGUUUUUUGAUGGACGGAAGCCAAAACACGAGAAAACGUCUUGAGUUUUCUGAGCAUCAAAUUUUUGAGAACAUUCCGGCCCUGUUGUAUCGGCUAUAAAAUCACGAACCGGGGGCGAGCUCAGCAUGAUCACGUGAGGUUAUUCAAAGAAACUAAAGGUACUUUGUGAUUGGAUUGAGGAGCUCAGCAUGAUCACGUGAGGUUAGUCAAAGAAACUAAAGGUACUUUGUGAUUGGAUGGAGGAGCUCAGCAUGAUCACGUGAGGUUAGUCAAAGAAACUAAAGGUACGUUGUGAUUGGAUGGAGGAGCUCAGCAUGAUCACGUGAGGUUAGUCAAAGAAACUAAAGGUACGUUGUGAUUAGAUGGAGGAGCUCAGCUUGAUCACGUGAGGUUAGUCAAAGAAACUAAAGGUACUUUGUGAUUGGAUGAAGGAGCUCAGCUUAACCACUUCCAGUCAUUUUGACUUUGACUUAUGAAGGAAUGUAUGGAGUUCGACCGCAUGGUUAUCGGGUUUGCGGAGUAAAAUUCAAAUUUUGUUCUUAUUGAAUCACCAAAUGACCAAUGAGUAAUCGGUUUAUAAAAUUUGUUGUUGUUUGUUGCUCGACAGGGGAAUGUUUUGUAUUUUGGGGCAAAAAAUAAGAGUUACAACACAACUUUCAUUAAUUCAAUUGUAGUUUGAUUCACAGAGUACCUUCUAUUUCCUGAAACAAAUAAUCAUACAAAGAAUGGUUCACGAGCUCCACUGAAGCAAGCACGCGCUGUAAUCUCUGAUGCAAUUGACUGCAGUCUAAUCAAAUUCACGUGAGAAUCGAAAACUAUAAGGGGUAAAACCUUUAAAGUAUUUUCUUCUAUUAUCUAACUGUACCCUAGCUUUUUCUUUAACAAAAUAUUCCAUAGAUUUUAAAAUAAAAAACGAUUCUUGCAAUAAUUAUAUCAUCAUGAAAUAAUUCAAAACUUUUAUUUACCCGUGAUAUUAUUACGCUUUUCAGAAGCAAAACGUUUCCAGUCAGAUAAAUAACUUUCAUCGUAUUGAUUCUAAGAGGCAAUGUCCGCAGAAAUCAAACAAAAUCAAAUAUCGGUGGCCACGUUGAAAAAAUUGAUUUUGUUCACAGAUGUCCAAAGAUGUGGAAUACUACCCAAAUAAACGUACUGAUGUUCAUUUUGAACCGUGAAAAUCGAUUUUGGCCGUAGGCGCCCUCAAUUCAGCCUAAAUCUCAGGUGAUAAUGGUAGGUCUAAGAAAGGCGCUCGCGCAUUAAAAUGAAGCAAACUAGAGAAGUUUCUGUUUUUGGAAUGUGGUAAAGAAAAGAUAUAGAGGAUAUUACAUGGGCGCGCGGAGAUACGAAAUUUUUAUUUUUUUCCGGUCCGGUAUCCUAAAAAAUCGUGCGCUCUGAUUGGCUGUUUGAUCAGGCGGUAUUUUGUAAGUAUCUGCCCGCGCUCGCGGACCGGUAUCCUUUGCCGCUAAACAACAAAACGAAACGAUUACAAAAACAAGUAAAA
This is a messenger RNA of Actinia tenebrosa (Australian red waratah sea anemone), 4165 nucleotides long. RefSeq lists its product as uncharacterized. Lineage: Eukaryota; Metazoa; Cnidaria; Anthozoa; Actiniaria; Actiniidae. The record is from RefSeq and is a predicted model, not a curated record.